Molecule: messenger RNA, 954 nt
Organism: Heterobilharzia americana
Lineage: Eukaryota; Metazoa; Platyhelminthes; Trematoda; Strigeidida; Schistosomatidae
Source: the annotation of a GenBank genome assembly
AUGUGUGAACCAACUGAGGUGGGAGGACAUGCUCUUAUCUAUUCGGGAAUAGCACUGGAAGAAGUCAAGUAUGCUUCAAUAAGUUUGUCAUUUGUCAAUUCAAUAUUCAAUCCACUCUUCAUUUAUCUAAUAUUGAAUAUAUCACUACCUGGUCAAUUGCUUAGUUUGUUAAUUAUGCUGCAGAUAACAUUUGAAUGGCUUAAAUCACUUGGUGAAAUCAUACACUUCUUUUGUCCAGUGAUCAAACGCACACCAGAAUUGUGGUUCAAUAUCCUUAUAUGUCAUAUGUGGAGUAGUACAUUCAUCUACAGUCUACUUGGAUUAUUUUGUAAACAGAAUGUUGUUAGUAUGUUGAUUGAAAGAUGCUUUUAUACUCUGAUGCCACAAAGAGAUCUAAUAUAUUAUCCCAAGACAAUAAUUGCAUAUCAUGGAUUCACUCUACUCUAUUUACUAGCUAUUAAUAUGGGCAUCACCAUAAAUGUACACGUGACACCAGAUGGUUCGUGUGUACUAGAUAUUUAUGGAAUAAAUCCACAGUCACAAAAUGCUGAUUUCGCCUUCACUUUAUUGACAAUUAUCUUGACAAUAUUAUUACCUAUUCUCAUACAAUUGAUAUCCUUUAGUAUUAUAUUUUGGAGAGCAUAUAAGCAUCAGAAUAAUCGUAGAUUGAUCAAUUCACCAAGUGAACAUAUUCACAACAGUCGACAAAAUAAUAUCACAAUCAUGAUUAUCAUUUGGUCUUUGAUGUCAAUGGUGUUGAAUUGUCUUGAUUUAUUCAAGACACUUCUCUUACUCCAUCAAGGUUAUUCCUAUCUGACACGUUUAAUGAUCAUCGUGAAUGAUUUUCUACGAUCAGUAGAAAUGUUGUGUCAUUUGUUUACACUAGUAACUUGUGUAGAAUUCAUAAAAGCUAAAUUCCUUGCUAUCACCUCAUAUUUGUUUCGGCGAAAUUAG